AGGAUCCCGGCUGCAUGCAGGCGGGGCCCGGUCUGCCCCCCCACCCCGGAGCUCUGCCGGACGGCCGUCGGCGGGCGUCGGCCGCCCUGAAACAGGAGCCGAUGGACGACUUCUCCCCUGCGGAGGAUGGGCUGUUUCGCCACUGCCAGCAGCAGCGGGAGCACUGCGCCUCCAGCCGUGCCCCCAUGCCCCCACCCUACCACCUGCACCAGUACCUGGACUCCAGUCCAGCCGCGCCACCGCCCCCGCCCGCGGCCUCGGGCCUAGCCAGCCACCAGACCCCGGAGCGGGAUGACGCUGGUGGGGUUUUUACCGACAGGCAGGUUUGCCGGUGGAUCGACUGCAGUGCCGCGUACGAACAGCAGGAGGAGCUGGUGAGGCACAUUGAAAAAGUCCACAUUGACCAGAGGAAGGGGGAGGAUUUCACGUGCUUCUGGGCAGGCUGUAUCCGCCGCUACAAGCCUUUCAAUGCCCGCUACAAGCUGCUGAUCCACAUGAGGGUGCACUCGGGGGAAAAGCCCAACAAAUGCAUGUUUGAAGGCUGCAGCAAAGCUUUCUCCCGGUUAGAGAAUUUGAAGAUCCAUCUUCGCAGUCACACAGGAGAGAAGCCCUACCUGUGCCAGCAUCCUGGCUGCCAGAAGGCUUUCAGCAACUCCAGCGACAGGGCCAAACACCAGCGCACACACCUAGACACUAAACCGUACGCGUGUCAGAUCCCUGGCUGCACCAAACGCUACACAGACCCCAGCUCCCUGCGCAAGCACGUGAAGAUCCACUCCGUCAAGGACCAGCAGGUGCGUAGGAAGCUGAGGGCUUGCCCCCAUCUGGAACCAGAUGACCUGAGCGAAUGCCUGUCUGUCCAGCAUUUGCAUGUCCCUGCCCACUCUCAGCAACUGCACUGCCCUGCCCCCUGUCAGAACACUCUUAACGGGAAGGAUGGAUGUUCAGCCGCUUUGGGCCAGGACCUCUUUACAGGACUGUUCACUGGCUCCAGCGUAACGUCUAACGGAGCCUCGGCAGAACUCCUCACUCCGGGGUCCUGUUCCCUCCCAUGCCACGCCCACCUGGACUGUGACAUCAGCAGUCCCCAGCAUACGCCUGCGCUGAACACCAUUGACACUGUUCACCAUGAUGGCCCACUGAAGACCGCUCCACCCUCUCCGCCCGCACUGAUGGUCAAGCAUCAGGACUUGACCUCCACGCAGCAGCACCAGCUCCACCCGCAUCACCGAGUCUACUCAACCAUUCACAACCUCCCCGUCACUGAAGAUUACCGAGGAAACUUUCAGAGUUGCUUCUACUUCGGGGAUAAUUACAGAGUGGAGCAGAACGUUGGCGGUGUUCAUCUCCCUCUGGACUCCCAUGGCUUCACCGCACACGCACACAACGGCCUCCACCCAGGAUGCACUGGCACCCCCCCCACAGGUUUCAGCCUGCUGUCGGAUCUCGGAGGAUGUUCCUCCCAGUUUCCUCCCAGUCCAGAGGACGGCGUCUUCUUCCAGGUGGGCGGAUUUGAGCGUGGACUGAGUCAGAUGUCCUCGGUGUACACAGAGACGUAGAGCCCCGCUCUGUCAGCCCUGGCGCCUCCGAACUCAAUGCUCUGCUGUGCUCCUCCUCCAGAAUUUGUCAUUCUCUCAUCGCUCUCCUGUACGUUGCUGCUGCUUUGAUUUUCUUCCCAUUUAUCACAGUGUGACUGUUUAAUGGUGUUUGUGUGUCUUUAUUUACCUCCUAAACAGGUGGCCAUUUUAGCGAAUCUUCAAGGUUCGAAGAUGAUGGAUAUUCUUUGUAGCUUUUAAAUUAGUGGUGACCUUUUUUUUAAAGAAAUGUUCUGGUUAUGAAAUCUGCCCUCACUGGGAACACUGGGUUGCGAUAAAUUGAAAUACCGGCCUGUAACAGAAUCUCAUCUCAUCAUUACUACAUCCCCCAACACCUACAUACGUUCUCAGAAACUCCUGUUCCUCUUUUGGCCGAAGUGUAGAACAAAAGAAUAUAUAAAUGGUUGCUGUGUUCUAAGUAAAUGUUUGCAAUGUUUGAAUUUCUGAAUGUGUUUUGAUCCUUUUUUUCUUUCCUAGAUGAUCUGAUUUGUGUAUUUUCUGGAAGGUCGAUGGGUAUUAAUAUCCACCGAACUCUUUCCAGGUGUAUAAAAUGUACAGUUUGUUUAAAUAAUAAUUAUUAUAUGCCACUCUCUUGUCUCAGAAAAUAAAUUUCUCUUAAAUAUUGAA
This is a messenger RNA of Electrophorus electricus (electric eel), 2222 nucleotides long. The record is from RefSeq and is a predicted model, not a curated record. NCBI's taxonomy places the organism in Eukaryota, Metazoa, Chordata, Actinopteri, Gymnotiformes, Gymnotidae.